Fonsecaea multimorphosa CBS 102226 is the source of this 435-nucleotide messenger RNA. RefSeq lists its product as uncharacterized. The record is from RefSeq and is a predicted model, not a curated record. The transcript is spliced from 2 exons. Lineage: Eukaryota; Fungi; Ascomycota; Eurotiomycetes; Chaetothyriales; Herpotrichiellaceae. The coding region runs from base 1 to 435 and encodes 144 amino acids.
AUGUUUGUCAAAUCAUCCGUCCUCUGCUUUGCUGCUGCUUUGACGACGGCAUGCGCAGCACGGAUCCCGGCCGCUCACAACUAUGGGAUAGUGACAGCAGCGGAGUAUGUCCACGAUGCCGAAGGUCAACAGUUCCUGGUCACGGAUAUCACCAAGGCUAAGCCACACACCCUGGCCCCGUUCACAGCGAACUUCUUUUCCAACUCCUGCAACAACGGCUUCAUUGGCCAGGUUCAGGGGCAGGGCGGUGCCAAUUGUGUCAAAUCCAUCCCUGGCACAAAGGGCAUCGCUCUCCUCAGCCAGCCAGCGGGUUGCCAAGUCACGGUGUAUACGGAUGACAACUGCAGCAGCGGCGCUACUCUUCUCAGCGUGGGGCAAUGUCUCCAGGAGACAGAGACCGGCAUUCCAUCAUAUUCGAUUGAUGGUAACUGCUAG